AUGUUGAAAAGCAAGAUCCCUCCUAAGUUAAAAGAUCCUGGCAGUUUCACGAUUCCGUGUUCUAUUGGAGGUAGAGAUGUUGGAAGAGCAUUAUGCGAUUUGGGCGCUAGCAUUAACCUUAUGCCUAUGUCAAUCUUUAAAAAGUUGGGUAUUGGUGAAGCACGACCCACGACUGUUACAUUACAGCUUGCCGACAGAUCCAUGGCUCAUCCAGAGGGCAAAAUCGAGGAUGUUCUAGUCCAAGUUGAUAAGUUUAUCUUUCCGCCCGACUUCAUCAUUCUAGACUAUGAAGCGGAUAGAGAAGUGCCUAUAAUAUUGGGUCGGCCCUUUCUUGCUACAGGGCGUACUCUCAUUGAUGUACAGAACGGAGAACUUACUAUGCGGGUGAAUGACCAACAAGUCACUUUUAGUGUAUUCAAAGCCAUGAAGUUUCCGGAUGAAGUUGAAGAAUGCUCUAGAGUUGAUGUUAUUGACACUUUAGUGGCUGAAAGAAUCAGUAGAAGUGUGGAAAAAGCUGCUAUGGGGACCCAGAUUUUUGUAGAUGAGGAGGAUUAUAGUAGUGAGGAAGAGCAGAUUAUUACAUGGGUGGAUUCUUAUCAACCAGUAAAGAAAUUCAAUAAAGUCUUUGAAGCUCUAAAUCUGCCAGAAAAGCACUUCCAGCCACCCAAACCAUCUGUUGAAGAACCACCCCAGCUGGAGUUAAAGCGACUGCCAAGUCAUUUAAAGUAUGUGUACUUGGGCGACAAUGAUACUUUGCUGAGGAGUCAUUGCUGA
Molecule: messenger RNA, 774 nt
Organism: Humulus lupulus (European hop)
Lineage: Eukaryota; Viridiplantae; Streptophyta; Magnoliopsida; Rosales; Cannabaceae
Exons: 1
Coding region: 1-774 (257 amino acids)
Source: RefSeq, a predicted model, not a curated record